GGGGAGGAGACAAGCGGCAGAAAGAUGGCGGCGGGCAGAUGAUGGCCGAGCUGGAGCUGGGUGUGGGGAUUGUGCGGCUGUGAUCGCGGUAGCGUGCGUCAUGUGUCGGUAGUAGAAGAAAAGAAGAAGGAGGAGGAGGAGGGGAAGGAAUAAAGAGGCGACGAGGAAGGAAACGUCGAGCAAAGUGGUGCGAUGGAAGACGUUAACUCGAACGUCAGUGCCGACCUGGAAGUACGGAAGCUGCAGGAGUUGGUUCGCAAACUCGAGAAGCAGAACGAACAGCUGAGGACCCGCUCCACCAUCCUGAGCCCCAAGCACACGGCGCCGGCCCCCGCACCCCCACCCCCACCCCCACCCGCCCCGGCCGGCGGCAAUUCGUGGCAGCCCCUCCUCGCCUGCUGCCCCAGCCCGGCCCAGAAUCUGGAAGGGGAGGCGUUGUCGCACCUCACGCAGCGGGGAGGAGCCGUGACCCAGUCGCCGGGAUCUUGCGGCCUCUCGGGCUCGCUUGGCUGGGAGAGCCCCGAGCAGGCAGAGCGUACACUGCUGGAUGAGGUGGCGACGUUGGAUCUGGAGACAAUGGGUCUGCAGGAUGAGAGUGAGCAGGAGGAGGACAGCUGGUUAUACACAUCACCAAAGAGGUUACCAACUCCAGUUCAAAAAGCUUUUAGCCCCUUACAAUGGUGCAGACAGGUGUUGGAUCAUCCAAGCUCAGAUAUUGAAACAGCAAAAAGGUCAUUGUUGCACAGACUUGAUCAAACAAUGGCAGAUUGCAAAAGACGCAGCCUCUUCGGUAGCUCAUAUUAUCCUGCAAAUUACCCAAGUCCUUUCAGUCCAAGUGGAAGCAGCAGUCCUUUUGGCAGUGGCUUCAGUUCCCCGUCCUCCACUCCAGUCCGAUCUGUUUCACAUGUGAAACAGUUGAUGAUGCCUGGGACUGCAGGUCACUUUAAAGGUUCCAUAGACCAAAAUCCCCUCCUUAGCCCUCCAUCAUCUGUGGACAGUGAGCUAAGUGCUUCUGAAGUAGAUGAAGACUCAUUGGGAUCUGGCUACAAACUUGCUGAUGUCACGGAUGUGCAAAUCCUAGCUCGUAUGCAGGAAGAGAGUCUCAGACAGGAGUAUGCAGCUAGUACCUCAAGACGUAGUUCUGGUUCCUCUUGUCAUUCAACAAGACGAGGUACAUUCAGUGAUCAGGAGUUUGACGUUCAGAGUCUAGAAGACGAAGAAGAAUGCGUUCCUCAUGCUGUGCACCCUCCUCUGAACCGUUUCACUCCAUCUCCACGGCACACCCCUCGAGCUUCACCCAGACAUUCACCUAGGAAUUCUCCACGCUCUCGCUCUCCUGCUCGCAGUCUGGAUUAUGGGAGGGCAUCUGUCUCGCCACAGCCCAUGAUCAGUCGUCUGCAACAACCUCGUCUCUCUCUGCAAGGCCAUGCGUCAGACCUCCAAUGUAAUAUUAUAAAAAAUGAAGAAAAGUUGAGACGCAGUCUUCCAAAUCUAUCCAGGGCAUCUAAUAUCCAGUCGUCAGAAUCUGUUAAAAACAGUAGAAGUUGUGACUCAAAUUUACAAGUGCCAAAUGGGGGAGUACCCCGUAUUCAGCAACAAGCUUCCGCUAUACCUUCUCCAUGUAAGCUCAGACUUCCUUCCACACCAUCACCUUUAACUCUUCGACAACCACUGAAAGCAAUGGUCAAUCCAGCGCCUGUCUCUACAGGCUCUACAUCUAGUCAUAAUAGUUCUGCAACUGGGCCUUCUGCUCAGUCUCUCAGCUCACCAAGUCACAGUGCUGCAGGUGGCACCCCACCAAAUAAAGGUCCAGGUGUGGGGAUUCGAAGUGGCUUACCACGACCUAGUGCCUCAGCUGGAGGGGGAAUACCAGUGCCUCGGAGUAAGCUUGCACAGCCUGUUAGAAGAUCAUUGCCAGUUCCGAAGACCUAUGGCAACAUUAGAGAUGAAAGCUGGAAAGAUGGUUGUUAUUGAAUUAAUUACACAGAACAGUCUGAAGCUCACUCCACUACCGUUCCUGGAACAAAAGGACUUUAAUAGACUGUUCAUAGAAAUAUAUAGCAGGAUUUGCGAAAAUCCAGUUCUCUGCCAUAAAUCAGCACAAGUUGGUGGAGAUCAUGGAGUAGCACUUUAUUGACAUUAAACAUCAGUUUUUACAUCAGUUUUUUCAUACGUACAAUCAGUUUUUCCAUGACUAUGUCCAUCGUUUUGAUGCUAGUGAGCAAAUGACAUUGUCAUUCAAGAUGUAAUAAAAGUCUGGACACAAUCCCAAAAAAUGCCAAAGAUAAAGCUUACAACAACCAGUGGUAGGGAAAAAUGGAUAAUUAACAUUGUUGAGACUUUAGAAUGAUUAAGUAAAGGAGACUAUUUGUGGAAGCCUGUUUUGUACAAUCAGAUAUAGCAGUGGCAGAUUUUGUAUUCAGGAAGGGAAAGAAGGCACAAUUCCAGUAUCAUGAAGAGCAGAUCUACAGUCAUAGCAAUGCAUAGCCCAGUGUACCAAAAAGCAUCUCAUUUGUAGUUGUGACCACCUUCAGUGGUAUGUAUUCAAAUUGCACAGCCUUUGAACUUUGAGUGAAACUUUGUGAGGAAAAUGUGUAAUUUUAAUUUGUAGCAAUUUGCAAUAAUAUCCCAAUGAUAAAGGUUCAUAUUGUUAAUUUCACCCUAAAACGUUUAAAAUUCAACCAAUAGUUAUUAUAAAAGUUGGCAUGUAUUAGCAAGGUGACUUAUGAUCUGUUGGUGAUCACUGGAGUUGUUCUGUUGUACAUUGCAACUGACUGAAAUUUUCAACCCAUUGCUAGUGAGAAAAGGCAUGUUGUAACCUGAAUGGUGCUUUGUACAGACAAAAUUCUGUGGAUAAGUGGCUAAGUUGAGUAUAUAUUGUAAGUGAGACACUUUGUUUAAGUCUUUGCCCACACUAAAACUAUCAGUCCAUCAAAGUGAACACAUUUUAGUGGGCAUAACUAUUUCAGUAUCCAUUUUUAUGGUUGACUUUUAUUUUAAAUUGCCAAAGGGCUUGGUGUUAAGCAGGUUUUACACAAUUGCUUUUGUCAAAUUGUAAAGCACUGGCUCAGGAAAGAGUGGUGUUAAUGUGCAGCCAGGUUUUCAGCAUGCAGCACAUAAUAGGACUUGUUCACUUUUAUGAUUUGUGUUUCUUUAUAAGGUAUGUAGUGAAAACUUAGUCCAUUCAAUUGUAAUCUGAUCAUACCACAGUGCUUACAAAACUGCAACAUAAUUCUAUCUAAACUAUGCACUGGUAUCCUGUUACAUAAAUACACUUGCUUGGAGCUGUUCCAUAAAUACUGAAGACUGGUAGGUACUAUAUUCAGUAAUUAGCAUUUCAAGAUGUCACUACGUGUGUGUUCUUAUGAAAAAUUGAGUUUACAUUUAAAUAUAUUUGCAUACUACUGCAGGGAGUUGUAUGAUUAUUUUGAGUGAUGCCAUGAAAUAAUUUGAUUUGACCUUCACAUAGUUAAUCACCAGAGACCAAUGUUUAAUUACUUCAAAAAGAAUAUUUCUUGAUUCAUGUUUAGGAAGCAGUCCAUGCAAUUUCAGAAGAAAGCAUUCUUUCCAAAUGCCCAUAUUUCUGGUAUUGGAGCCUUCGUAAAUAAACAGUGGUGUGUCUUCAUGUAUAACUAAUGGUGUGAUAGAUGUGAGGUGAUUGAGCUGGCCGGAGGUAUGGAAAAUGUCAGAGUUAGGGGUGGACAAACAGUGAGUGGGUGAGAUGGAUGUGGAGUGACAGAUGAGCAUAGAGUAAGUGGGGUGAUCAGUCUACAUAGAUGAACACAAGUUACAUGUGAUUAGAUUUGCUGUUAAUGUGUGGAGUGGACCUGUACCAUGUGCAAAUAAUGAAUUAGUUAAAUGAUUUUGUUUCUGUUUACCCAUCUGACCAGGUGAAGUAACCUGUUGUCUCAAUUUUACAUUUGGCAAAAACUGAAACUCUCAUUAGAACAUAAUUGUGUGUUGCAGGCAAAAAAUUUGAAUGUAAUGCUAUAAACUAUUAUUUGGGUUUUUUCACAGGCAAUUUUUAAAGAUUCUCCUCCUGUUGAGAAGUUGCCUAAACAAGAGAAUUGUAUUUAUUUUAUUGAGUUAUCUUUCACUAUCUUUCACUAUCUUAAAAGUCAUCAAGAGAAUAAGCAGUUUAAUUUCAGAAUUUUGGUUUUAUACAGGUGACUUGUUUUUUUGGGGGGGGAUGUGCAUGUUGUUAACUAAACAAUCUUAGAAUGGUGGAUGUUUGGUUUAGUCCUCUCUACAGGAGGGGUAUGAUGCUUGAAUACAAUGAAGAUUAAAGACAAGGAAACUUCUAAGCAGGAUCCUGUGGGCAGCAGGAGGGAGUGAUGGAACCCACAAUUGCAUUCUAAGUUAUGAAAUUCCUUUUGUGUAAUGACAGUGAACACUGACAGUAAACUAUAGUGGGAUCCUUUUGGUAUUUAAACUUUUUUUUAAAGAAACAUGCUUUAUACACAGACACUUGCACACUGCAGUACUGCGACAGUUGGACAAAAAUGAAACCUUACUGUAACCUUAAGAAUAAAUUGAUGAAUAAAGUUAAAAGCAUUUGUUACUCCACAGUGAUAUUGUUAACAGUAGAGGAAACUAUCAAAAAUUUGACACUCAAACAGCAUUGAGCUCAUGCUGUGGGCAAAAUAAACUUGCUUACACCGAAAAGUGUGAAUUAAUUUUAUAUUAAAAAAAAUAGUGCCUAUAAUUUAAAUUUAUUUUUGAGGUUAUUAUAAUUUUGUUUGUUGAAUGUGGGUUAAUUUUUGUGCCAAUAUCUUGGAGUAAAUGAUACUCAGUGUAAAUAAAUGGUCAUGUAUUGCUUUCAAUAUUUAAUUUUUUGCUUUGCCAUGUAACUUUUGUAAAUGUUAAUGAACUUGUUUUAAAAAAUAUGCAAGAAUCACCUUGUUUUAAAAAAAAAUAAAGUUCUUGAUAAUGG
Molecule: messenger RNA, 4933 nt
Organism: Pristis pectinata (smalltooth sawfish)
Lineage: Eukaryota; Metazoa; Chordata; Chondrichthyes; Rhinopristiformes; Pristidae
Gene: slain2
Product: SLAIN motif family, member 2
Exons: 8
Coding region: 193-1974 (593 amino acids)
Biological process (GO): positive regulation of microtubule polymerization; cytoplasmic microtubule organization; microtubule nucleation
Cellular component (GO): microtubule plus-end
Source: RefSeq, a predicted model, not a curated record